Agrilus planipennis (emerald ash borer) is the source of this 1600-nucleotide messenger RNA. RefSeq names its product leucine-rich repeat transmembrane neuronal protein 1-like. NCBI's taxonomy places the organism in Eukaryota, Metazoa, Arthropoda, Insecta, Coleoptera, Buprestidae. The coding region runs from base 231 to 1412 and encodes 393 amino acids. The transcript has 3 exons. Gene Ontology annotation, molecular function: protein binding. The record is from RefSeq and is a predicted model, not a curated record.
GCUCCUCUCUUCGGUCAGACGCACCACCGGUAGCGCUGAAGGUUCCGCUAGGUUUUCGAUUUGAUAAAGUUUCACGCGAGUUUUGAACUUUUACCUAAUAAGUCUUCAUCAAUCAACUAGACUACAACAAAUUCGAGUGUUGCUUCAGAAUAAACGCUCAAGAACAGUUGAAGUUCCCUUCGUGAAGCUACUGUUGUAAUUUAUUAUACACCGGAAGAAAAAUUGAUAAAAUGGGGUGGAUUAGAGUUUUUUGGUUCGUAUUAGUGACCGUAAAAUUGGUAUCGUACACAUUUUCACAAGAAUGUAGUAGACUUAUUGAAGCAGAAGGAUAUGGGUUUUACCGACUUACUUGUUCAUCAGUUCAAAGCCUCCCUCUACGACUAAACUACAAUAACAAAGGAGCUAAAGCUCUGUUUAUAACUUCUGGCACUAUCCAAUCGCUUCCAAGUUUUAGUUUUUUCAAUUUUCCACAUGUCGAAUCAAUCCAUAUUUCGCGCUGCAAUGUUCAAGAUAUUGUUCGAGGGGCAUUUCUCGAAUUAGGAAGUAUUCGUGAAGUUCAAAUAAAUCAUAACAACAUCCGUAACAUACGAAAAGGGGUGUUUACCUCCCUCACAAAUUUAAAAACGCUAGAUCUUUCCUAUAACUCCAUAGACAUGAUAGAAAAGGAUGCCAUGUACGGGCUAAUCAAUCUAAAAUAUGUUUCAACUCGUAGAAACAAUUUGAAGGAGGUUAACUUUUUGUUUGGUUUAUCUACUCUCAAUGUUAUAGACAUUUCGAUCAACAAAAUUACGUUUUUACAUCCAAGUACUUUCAAUGGUUUACAUCAACUGUCUGAUUUAAAUAUAAGCUUUAAUGAAAUUAAUUUCAUUGGUUUGGGAACAUUCAAAGACUUGAGAAAUCUAAGGAUAUUAGAUAUUUCCCACAACAAAUUAACCUCGAUCGGUUUGGGAUCGUUAUCAGGAUUAACUGUGGUAACAAAUUUAGAUUUGUCUCACAAUAAGUUGCAGACUAUUACCGCUGAGGCUUUUCACAUGUUAGAACAUCUUCAAUACUGGAAGAUUGACAACAACGAGAUCACUGAGUUUGAAACGGUACCGCUCCUUUCUUUUUUGGUAAAUUUGAAAAUAGUUCAACUCAACGGAAACAAUUUGGCAUGUUCAAUUCUUCUUGGAAUUUUAAAGGAAUUUCGUAAAGUUAACAUCAACUUGAAGUCCGGUUCGGAGUAUGAAAAGUAUAAUAUAAAAGGCAUCGCUUGUCAACCAACGAUCGUGCCGAUAAAAAUGGAUUUACAAAACGAACAAUUAAUGAAAAUUGUUAAUACAGUCGAUGGUAUUAAUAGAAAAUUUGAAAAUGUUCUGCAUCAACAUGAACUUGAAAUGAAAACAAUUUUUAAUUAUACCACAAGGAUCUAGUAAACACAAUAAUAAUGGUAGCAAUAAUGAAUUUGUUAACUUUAAAUAUUUUCUAAAAUUUACAUAUUUUUUGUUGUUUCAUGUGAAACAGAGUCGCUCAUCAGUUCUUUCUGUACACUUAAAAUACGUUUGUUAUUAGUUAGUUUAUUUUCAUACGUAGAUUAGUUCGAAGCAUUUAUUUUAUAUCA